Molecule: messenger RNA, 774 nt
Organism: Phaeodactylum tricornutum CCAP 1055/1
Lineage: Eukaryota; Bacillariophyta; Bacillariophyceae; Surirellales; Neidiaceae
Exons: 2
Coding region: 1-774 (257 amino acids)
Source: RefSeq, a predicted model, not a curated record
AUGACUACCGAGAGAACAAAUGGAAAAUUGAAAGAUUUGGAUUUCGGUCCGAACGUGCAUAUUUCAUCGCAUCCCGUUCUAUCGCACAAGGUCACGAUUCUCCGGUCAUCGGCCACGACUUCGCACACUUUCCGUGCUGUCUUGCGUGAAGUGACAUACCAUUUGGGCUAUGAAGCGACCUCACGCUUGACGACCCAGCCCGUCGCCAUUACGGUCCCAGUACCGCCCAAAGAAAAAGGCGGGAAAGAAGAGCAUGUGGAAUAUCAGGGAAGCAAACUGGUGGAACACGUAGCUUUGAUUCCAAUCUUGCGGUCGGGUCUCGGUAUGGUGGAUUCGAUGCUAGAGCUGCUGCCAAAUGCAGCGAUUCAUCACAUCGGGAUGUACAAAGUUUUGGGACAAAACCCGGUACAAUACUUCAACCGUUUGCCCCGGACAUGCCAUGCGGAUGUUGCGUAUAUUCUGGAUCCUGUCAUUGCAACGUCCAGUACCGUCAUGAGUUUGAUCAGUAUCCUCAAAAAGUGGGGAGUUCCGCAAAUCAAUAUAAUCUCCGUUAUGGCGAGCCGGGCUGGCCUUCAGCAACUGAUGGACGCCCACCCGGACAUCUACGUCAGUGUUGGCACUGUAGAGGAGGAAAUUUCGGAAGAAGGAAUCAUAUUGCCGGGUUUAGGUGAUGCUGGUGAUCGACAAUUUGGAACCGCAACGGUAACGGUAGACGACGAGAGUCUUCUCCACAUCUCGAAACGAAAGCGUACCAUGUCUGCGCAACUUGACUGA